AAUGCUUCGUUUAUCAGCGCAAAAAAGCGAAGAAUACCGAGAUUAUUGAUCCUUCCCAUUGCGUAUCAUGACUAGUACGGCUACGGCCAACAAGACUGAGAUCACCCUAAAGGGAAGCGUCGAAAUAGUAUCUGAUUUUUUCUUUACUGCGAUUAAUUCGAUUCUGUAUCAACGAGGAAUUUACAUGCCAGAGACCUUUAAGCGAGAGUCCAAACAUGGUUUGACGGUUUUGACCACAACGGAUGAAGGCCUGUUACGAUACUUGAGCACCGUCCAGACACACGUGACUCAAUGGCUUCUUGCCGGGCACGUACAGCGUCUUGUGGUGGUUGUCCAAGGAGUCGAUAGCUUGGAGACGCUAGAACGCUGGCAGUUCAAUGUGACAGUUGAGCAGGAUAACGAAAAUGACCAGCCAAACAAGGGCGGUGGAAAGAAGGUUGGCAACAAAACGGCCAAGGAAAUUCACAACGAAAUUCAAGCCAUUAUUCGUCAGGUCACGGCCAGCGUGACAUUUUUACCCCUUCUCCAGGAGCCUUGCACUUUUGAUUUGCUCGUCUACACGGACAAGGACGUCGAAGCAGACGAGCAAUGGGCGGAUUCGGAUCCAUGCUACAUUCUUAACUCUGCUGAAGUUAAGUUGCGCAGUUUCUCGACAUCCGUUCAUAAAAUUGAAUCCAUGGUUGCCUACAAAGAGGCAGAUGAAUGGGAACUUUAA
Phaeodactylum tricornutum CCAP 1055/1 is the source of this 715-nucleotide messenger RNA. It is a transcript of the gene Pt-MAD2, whose product is annotated as mitotic checkpoint protein with homology with MAD2. Gene Ontology annotation, cellular component: nucleoplasm; kinetochore; cytoplasm. Bases 68 to 715 code for a protein of 215 amino acids. Lineage: Eukaryota; Bacillariophyta; Bacillariophyceae; Surirellales; Neidiaceae. The record is from RefSeq and is a predicted model, not a curated record. Gene Ontology annotation, biological process: mitotic spindle assembly checkpoint signaling. The transcript is spliced from 2 exons.